AUGAAGUACAUUCUUACUGUAACUGUGCUUUCUUGUCUCGUCAUCAACAACACCGAAGCCAAUGUAGCAGCUACAAUAAGUUUGAAAUCAGAGGUGGCUGCUGCUGUAACCUCUGUUGUCGAAGCAACUGGCACAUCCACUAUUAUUCAAGAUUCAGUUGACAGUUUAUCCAGCGUUGGCUAUGCUAUCAAAGUCCCGGACGCUGAUGGUGGUGAUGACGAUGGUGAUGAAAACUCUCCUGGGCCUCCUGCCAUUCCUGAAGAAGACGAGGAGAAAGAAGAAGGUAAAGAGAAGCAAGAUAUUGUGGAAGACGUGGAUGCCAGAGAAAACACUUAUGCCGAAGCCGGCCUUAAGUACAACAAGGAUGUGGAUUUGCCUGUCCUCGCACAAAGAAAGCAGUUAAAAGGUGAAGACUUGCCUGCUGUCCCUCAAGUCGUUGCCUGUAGAACGGAUGGACAAGUUGCUAUUACCUAUAGCGAAGGACCUAGUGAUGCCACUGCUCGUAUCGCUCGUCAGUUGAACAAUGCCCAAGUCAGAGCCAAUUUUUUUGUCAGUACCAAGUGGUUACAAGAGCAACAAUACGCCAUGGUGCUUCAAAACAUUUACAACGCUGGCCACUUGAUCGGCUUGACCUACCGUCUCCCAACAGAAGAUCCUGAGACCAUGAGCGACGAAGAAAUCAGGGAAGACAUCAUUACCAAUGCCAAGAUGGUUGAAUCCCUGAUCCACGUGUCUCCCAAGUAUGUCAGAUUACAUUUCAGUGCUCAAAGCGACGGCCGUACAGAGCACAUUCUUCAAGAGCUUGGCUUUGUUUUGGUGGGCUAUAAUUUGGAUGGCAAAGACUAUGUACACAAGACUCCUGAAUUAAUAGAACAAGAAUACCAACGCACCUUCAAAACUUUCAGGGCAGCACAUCAAGACAAGAAGGGAUCCUUUGUCGCUAUUCAGUACGAUAUUCCAGAGACUGGCAGUAUGGUAGCUGUGCCCAAUAUAGUUCAGUUGUUGCAGAGAGAAGGAUACGAUGCCGUGCGUAUGGAUGGUUGCUUGAAUGAUGAAAAGCCCUACAAGGCAAGCGCCGCUGGCUUAAAGUAUGUUGCAGACAAGUUUUCUUUGGGUUCUGCUGGUUACAGGUCGGGUCAAAAGAUUACUGCCAUCAUCAACAACUCUACAGCAGAAGAAGAGAUUCGCGGUUUGUCAGCUGACGAUGGCUUCUUGAAUGAGAGUGCUGGUGCUUUGGCUGCGGUGCCCAAGACGGUGGGAUUUGCUUUGAUACCUGCUGCUUUUGCUUAUGCUUUGUUUUGCUUGCUUUAG
Mucor velutinosus is the source of this 1311-nucleotide messenger RNA. Its product is annotated as Superoxide dismutase [Mn], mitochondrial. Gene Ontology annotation, biological process: carbohydrate metabolic process. The transcript has 4 exons. The coding region runs from base 1 to 1311 and encodes 436 amino acids. Lineage: Eukaryota; Fungi; Mucoromycota; Mucoromycetes; Mucorales; Mucoraceae. Gene Ontology annotation, molecular function: hydrolase activity, acting on carbon-nitrogen (but not peptide) bonds. The record is from RefSeq and is a predicted model, not a curated record.